Messenger RNA from Anguilla anguilla (European eel), 2064 nucleotides. Its product is annotated as olfactory receptor class A-like protein 4. Gene Ontology annotation, molecular function: G protein-coupled receptor activity. Bases 1025 to 2023 code for a protein of 332 amino acids. The transcript has 4 exons. Gene Ontology annotation, cellular component: membrane. NCBI's taxonomy places the organism in Eukaryota, Metazoa, Chordata, Actinopteri, Anguilliformes, Anguillidae. The record is from RefSeq and is a predicted model, not a curated record. Gene Ontology annotation, biological process: G protein-coupled receptor signaling pathway.
GGAUCCAGCCCCUUUCGCCUGGUUUUGCUUACCUACGGAUGAGCCAUAUCUAGGGUUUCCCAAAACUUAAGGGGUGUCUAGGACAUGGGUAGCCAACCCUGGUCCUGGUGAGCCACAGGGUCUGCUGGCUUUUGUUUUCAGCUUGAACACAACGACUACUUAGACCAAAGAAACCUCCGUGUGAUGUCAGCAGUACUGCACACCAACGAGGGGCGUGGGACUCAUUUGUGUCUCCUCCUCUCAAAUUUAAGAGUGACCUUUCAAAUGACCACUCUCUUACGUCCACUUAAAAUCUGUUGUCUCUAACCCUUCAGGUGGCUUGUUGGUCCCCUGGAGUCAGAGGAUGAAGAAGCAAAGAAAUUUUUGUGCAGCAAUUAAUGGUGCUGCUAACGAGGUGUGUCCCAAUUAGGGGAACUAAUGAAUCCUCUGUGUUCCAGUAAUGUGCCUAGUCAGCUCCCAGUAGGGAUGUCCUUGGUGCCGUGGCUCAACUAAUCCCCUUAACCCUUUCCGUCUCUACUCUGGUGCUGUUUGUCAUCCUUUUAUUUGUUGUAGGUGAGUAUGCGGCAGCCACAGUUGAUCAGGUGACUAUGACGGUAUUCCUUAUUUUAGCCAAUGGUUGGAUGGAGCCAAUCCAGGAGAGGCCAGAUUUGUACCACGGGUGUUGUCAUGGGGCUCCUCAUCUGUUGUGUGUGAUAAAUGGGCUCAUUUGUGUCUCAAGCACCAAAAAAAAGUAGGCGUGGCCACUGUUUCUGCCAUGGAAAACUGUGGCUAUAAAGGGAUUUUCACACUGACGGCACUGGCACUCUGUUAACGGGGUUUGGAAUGAAGGGGAAGCUGGAUGACUUGAGGCUGUAGACAAGUGGAGCAAGGAGAAGAGGGAAACGUAAACGGAACUAGCACAAAAUGCGGGAGCAACAGCUACGGAGCAAGUGACAAGAGUCACAGUCCAAGUAGGCUCAGGCGGUUGCUUAGCAGUGGGCGCCCAUUUUGUUCGUUACUUCAGUGCCGGUAGAUCCGAAAAACGAUGGAUGACGAAAUGACAACUUUGGAGGAGAUCGGAAUGGGGCUGCGAGUGAAUAUUUCCCCAACGCAGACGACAUUCUACGUUAUGCUGGUCCUUUUCGGGAUCUUGGGAAACGGCAUGGUGGUCGGCGUGGUCGGAGAAAGCGUCAUCCGCGACAGUGGUAGCGGGAAGGGCUCCGAUAUCAUUCUGGUGAACAUGGCACUAUCAAAUCUGCUGGUGUCACUGAUGAGGAACUCGCUCCUGGUGCUGUCUGACUUAGGAUUGGAGUUAUACUCAUCCAAAGAAUGGUGCCAGUUAUUGAUGUGCAUCUGGGUAUGGCUUCGGUCCGUCAACGUGUGGUCGACUUUUUUCCUCAGUGCUUUCCACCUGCAGACGCUGCGGCGCGUCGCCCCUUCCGGAGGACAUUCGUACGGCCCCCGGGGGCCAUCCAAGCCCCUACUGCUGGGUUUGGGUUCUAUCUGGGCCAUCAACCUCCUGUACUCAAUCCCUGCUUUUAUGUACUCCACUAGUGGUGACAGGAAUAGCACUGAGACGUUGAUGUUGAUCAGCAGUACGACGCGCCCCCUGCUGGGCUGUGUGUGGAACUUCCCCUCACCGUACGGUGGCUUGGCUUACGCCACCAUUUCCAUGGUGAUCCACGAGACCUUGCCGAUCAUCCUCAUGUCCAUCACUAACCUGGGCUCCCUGUACACGCUCUACGCUCAUGGACGGAAGCGCGCCGCCACCCACGUGACACAGAACGCCCCCGUGAUUCGCAGGGUCCCAGCCGAGAGGCGAGCUGCCAAGGUGAUUCUGGCUCUAAUCAUGUUGUUCAUUGUAUCCUGGGGGACCAGCAUCAUCUCCGUUAACUACUUCAAUUAUAACCGUGGAUCCUCUGCAGAGUUUCUCCUGGUUGUGGCACGCUUUGCCAACACGGCCUUCAUUGCCCUGUCUCCCAUGGUGCUGGCGAUUGGCCACCGUCGCCUCAGGGCUUUCAUCAGGUCUGUCAUAGUUCACUGACAGUUGGGCUGUAUGACCAGAGUGGGAUAAAAAAAAAAAAA